Molecule: messenger RNA, 1359 nt
Organism: Ectocarpus siliculosus
Lineage: Eukaryota; Phaeophyceae; Ectocarpales; Ectocarpaceae
Source: the annotation of a GenBank genome assembly
AUGGUCUAUCGCGGCGACAACGGUAACCAAACGUCGUCGUGGCAAUCCUCGUCCUCUCCACCACGCUUGGAGCGUUGGGAGAGGCGUAUCGGGGAUGCCAAGAAGAGUCACCGGCCACGUCUACGGGACUGGGGAAGAGACAGAUUCGGUGUUGAGGGAUGCCGGGCGGCCGCAGCGUUCGAAGAACUGAGAGACGAACGGGACGGUAUCCGCGGGAUAGCACGAGAGAGGCGAGACGAUCUCACCCCUGAUCAGUUUUGGCGUCACUACGAGAAGAGAAGACUGCCGGUGGUAGUGUCGGGGAUUCCUUCUGACGAAGGAUGGAGAGCCGAGGAGCGCUGGGGCUUGGAGCAGCUUUACCGCAGGUACGGGGAUUGCAAGCUCAAGUGCGGGGAAGACGACGAUGGCUAUUCGGUCAAGGUUAAGCUGAAGUACUUUCUGCGGUAUAUGGACCACCAAACGGACGACAGCCCACUGUACAUCUUUGACAGCCACUUCGAUGACCACGAGGUGGCAAAGGGCCUACUGGAGGACUUCUUUGUCCCUCACUAUUUCCCUGAUGACCUGUUUUCAUUGGUCGGAGAGAGACGCCGACCGCCCUACAGGUGGUUUUUGGUCGGCCCCAAGCGCUCUGGGACAUCCGUGCAUAUCGACCCUCUUGGCACGAGCGCGUGGAACACGGUCGUGAGCGGAAGGAAGCUGUGGGUGCUUUUCCCACCGCAUGUGGACAAGAAUGUGGCCAAGGGGAAGGAUGUCAUCAGGCAGGGCGAAGACGAUGAACCGAUCAACUACUUCGUGGAUCUGCUGCCUCGGAUACGACGAAAGCACGGCAACUCGAUCAAGAUUUACGAGUUCGUGCAGUACCCUGGCGACACGGUUUUUGUUCCAGGCGGCUGGUGGCACGCAGUUCUGAACCUCGAGGACAGUGUGGCCAUCACUCAGAACUUCUGCAGUCGCAACAACUUCGAAAAGGUCUGGCGGAAAACCCGGACUGGCCGGAAGAAGAUGUCCGUCAAAUGGCUGAAAGAGCUUGACAAGGAGCACCCGAGCCUCGCCGACACGGCGCGCCGCCUCAACAGCGAGGACGGUUUCGUGAUGGUGGACAAGGGGGCGAGCAGCAGGCGUCGAUCUGGCCAUCAUGGCGAUGGUGAAGGCGGCGGGGGGAAAAGCAAGCGAAAAAACAAGCAAGGCAAACGAAAAGGUGGCGGGAGUGACGACAGCGGCAGCGUUGGCAGCGGCGAGGACGGAGGGGAUUCAGGGAGCGGGGGCUCUUCCUCCAAACGAGGCCGAAAGCAUAUGAGUGAUGCCAGCCGGGAAGGUUCUUUGACGCCACCCACGCACAACGAUAGCGUACGGUGA